Molecule: messenger RNA, 1156 nt
Organism: Lepus europaeus (European hare)
Lineage: Eukaryota; Metazoa; Chordata; Mammalia; Lagomorpha; Leporidae
Product: non-histone chromosomal protein HMG-17-like
Exons: 1
Coding region: 98-370 (90 amino acids)
Biological process (GO): chromatin organization
Cellular component (GO): chromatin; nucleus
Molecular function (GO): nucleosomal DNA binding
Source: RefSeq, a predicted model, not a curated record
AAGAAGAAGAGGCGAGGAUGACCCCUGGACCGACCAAAGCCCGCGCGCCGCUGCAUCCCCGCGCCCAGCGCCUGCGUCCGCCGCCGCCGCCGCCACCAUGCCCAAGAGAAAGGCUGAAGGGGAUGCUAAAGGAGAUAAGGCCAAGGUGAAGGACGAACCACAGAGAAGAUCCGCACGGUUGUCCGCUAAACCAGCUCCUCCAAAGCCAGAACCCAAGCCUAAAAAGGCCCCUGCAAAAAAGGGAGAGAAGGUGCCCAAAGGGAAAAAGGGAAAAGCGGAUGCUGGCAAGGAUGGGAAUAACACUGCAGAAAACAGAGACGCCAAAACAGACCAGGCACAGAAAGCGGAAGGUGCUGGAGAUGCCAAGUGAAGUGUGUGCGUUUUUGAUAACUGUGUACUUCUGGUGACUGUACAGUUUGAAAUACUAUUUUUUAUCAAGUUUUAUAAAAAUGCAGAAUUUUGUUUUACUUUUUUUUUAAGCUCUGUUGUUAGUACACAGAACACUUCAUUGUUGUUUUGGGGGAAGGGCAGAGGUCACUAGCAGAAGGUCUCCGGAGCUGGACAGACGGGGGACACCGGAGACUUGCUCUUGGCUCCCCGGAGGGCUUCCCUGCCUUUGACACAGCCACCAGGGCACACACCCUGCGGUGUGGAAAAACUAAAUUUGAUUUUAUGCCCUCUUCCUCCCCCCGUCUGCCUUCAGCAUAGACUUAACUCCCUCAAACCCAGAGACCUGUUGGGACCUGACCCCAGACAAUUCGGUACCAGCAUGACGGGCAAUCUGGACUUCACAGUGACCCCUGAGAUGGGGCCCUGAAAAGAGCAGCGGUUCCUUUUCUAGCUUGUGGAUCUUCAGAUUGACCAUUCUGCCAUUUCAUUUCAUUUCCUGAAAGUCAGGGUCGGCUUGUGAAAAGUUGUUAAACAACAUGCUAAAUGUGAAAUGUCAGCCCUCACUCUAAACUUCCCCUUUCCAGAGCGUCAUGGAGACUUCAUUGGGUUUUAUAGUGGCUUUCUGAUUUUGGUCGUCCAUUGAAGAAGGGAGUUGAAAGUUGUUGUAUACUGUUCACGAUUGUCUGCCCAUGUCCUGCCUGAAAUACCAUGAUUGUUUAUGAAAAGAAUCUUUAAUAAAGCUGGAUACAGUUUGGCUUGGAAAAAA